Olea europaea var. sylvestris is the source of this 1633-nucleotide messenger RNA. Its product is annotated as U-box domain-containing protein 7-like. NCBI's taxonomy places the organism in Eukaryota, Viridiplantae, Streptophyta, Magnoliopsida, Lamiales, Oleaceae. The transcript has 2 exons. The coding region runs from base 175 to 1461 and encodes 428 amino acids. The record is from RefSeq and is a predicted model, not a curated record.
UAACUGACAGAUUUCUUAGUCUGCAUUUGCUCCUCUCUGCUUUCUUUCACAAAAGUCUACUUCUUCUUGUCUGAUUCUAACUUUCUCGCAUUAAAAGUCGUACAAAAUUUGAUUAAAGAAAAAGCCCACAAAAUUUUCAACUUUCAAUCGGCCUCUCUCUUCAAUUUUUCAAAUAUGUCAGUUCCACAAGCACCAAAAAGGCCAGAUUCUUUAACUACUUGGUUCUUCUCCUAUACAAAGCUAAGGUUCUUCAGUCGCAUGCGGCAGUUCCUCCACCUCAAGGCGGCCAAGAAGCAUAACAAACUGCUGGAAAAAGUCGAAAAACCUGUAGAUACAGAUAUACAUACAGAGGCAAAUAUGAGAGAAGAAAGUGAUUGGGUGGUGAUUUUGCAAAGGUCUGUGAAGAGUCUUCACUUUGGGAGCUGGGAAGAGAAGGAGGUAGCAGCAGAGGAGAUUAAAAAACUGGCGAAAGAAGACUUGCCGCGGAGGAAAACCAUGGCGGAACUCGGUGUUAUACCACCGUUGGUGGCCAUGGUUGGUUCAGAAGUGGUGGCGCGUCAAAGAUUAGCUGUUCAAACGUUAAUUGAGCUUGCUAAUGGCUCUUUCACGAACAAGACUCUCAUGGUGGAGGCAGGAAUCUUAUCAAAAUUACCAGAAAAUAAGGAUGUCUUAGGUGAACCAACCAUGCAAGAAUUUGCUCAGCUCCUCUUGUCUAUAUCUUCAGCCUUCGCCAACAGCCAAUUCUCUCUGUCCUCAUCAAGAAUUAUCCCGUUUGUAACUCACAUUCUGGAGUCAAGUUCGAGUACUAUUCAGACAAAAGAUUCAUGUUUGACAACAUUGUACAAUCUUUCCUCAGUCCUAGACAACGCUACGUCUUUGGCUACAAGUGGGGUUGUCAACUUUCUCUUGAAGCUGUCUAUACUCGAAGAAACAUCAGAAAAAGCCCUUGCAAUCUUGGGAAACUUGACAGUUACCUUAGCAGGCGAGAAGGCACUAGAAAGUGAUCCAAUGGUGCCCGAGAGGUUAAUCGAGAUUAUGACUUGGGAAGAGAGGCCAAAAUGCCAAGAAUUAUCUGCUUAUGUAUUGAUGAUUUUAGCUCAUAGAAGCUCCCUCCAAAGGCAGAAAAUGGCAAAGGCUGGAAUUGUGCCAGUCCUCCUUGAAGUGGCUUUGUUGGGUAGUCCCUUGGCUCAGAAAAGGGCUUUAAAAAUAUUGCAAUGGUUUAAAAAUGAAAGGCAAAUGAAGAUGGGGCCUCAUUCAGGGCCACAGGAUGGGAGAAUAACUAUGGGAUCCCCUGUAAAUCCAAGGGAAGUUGAUGAAGGGAAGAAAUUGAUGAAAACAAUUGUGAAACAAAGCCUAUAUAAAAAUAUGGAAACAAUUACACGUCGAGCAAAUGGUGAAGGGGAUUCUUCUAAACUUAAGUCUUUGGUAAUUAGUUCAAGUUCUAAGAGUUUGCCCUAUUGAUUCAAAGGUGUGCUGGUACGAUCCUAGUCGAACGCUUGUGGGAAGUUUUCAUCCUGCCAACUGGGACACGAGAUCAGAGCUAACAUCUUAGAUUGCACUACUUGUGCACCACCACUUCAUUUUGCUGUAUAUUGUUGGAAUAUAUGAAUAAAUAUAUAUAUAUUUCUUGGAA